AUGGAGCAAGCGGGCCACGUCUGCUACGCAUUGCGACGCGCCGCCUGUCUGGUUCGGAUGGAGGAGCAGUUCGAGCUCCAGAUGCAUUGGGCGUUGUCGAACCAACUCGAGCUGGCUGAGAAGAACCGAGCGGGGGCGGAGGUCAAGGCCGAGAUAGCCGAGGCCAGAGUGACGCGUGAGACAAGGCUCGAGGCGGAUCAUUUGGCCAGGUGCCGGGGCUGCGGGGAGAUGAUCCCGCUGGACCAGGCCCCGGUGGGCCGCAACGUGCGGGCAGUCGAGGGGGCGUUGAUAGAGCAGCACAGGCAGCAGUGCUGCGCCCGCAGGGGCCUCGAGUCCAUCGCCCCACAGGUCAGCAUGAUCAACAUCGAGGUGCAGCCUCUCGAAAAAGAGGGGAGCUGGCCACGCGGCGGGCUCGACGAGAUGCCAAUCUUCUUCAAGCGCGGCUUCGGCAAGGUGAGCAGGAUCCUCUGCUACGGCGACGAGUCCGUGGCCGGCCGCUGCCUCUCCGGCGGCGCGGACGGGGCGCCCGACGAGUUCGAGCCUCCAGGCCGCAGGGCGGCACGGGAGGCCGCCGGCGUCUCCUGCGAGGUGGCCGUCUGCGGCCUCAGCGGCCUCGGCCCCGCCGCGCUGGUGUCCUCGAUCGGUGCAGCCUCCAUCUCGGGCAGUUCGGGGCACGUCGGCAGGGGCCUGAUACCCGUCCUCGAGCAGGGAGAACCCUACGACCUCGUGGUCAUCUCGGUCAGCCCGAGGGCCAUCUCCCAGCCCGCGACCAUCUACACGGAGCUGUGCCGGCUGCACCAGGCCUGCCACGCGCGCAAGACGCCGACGGUCGUCUUGGUGCCGCCGAGCGGCCUAAUCAUCCCGGGCGGCCCGGAGACGUCACGCAGCGCCGCCACGCCGGUGCAGACGCGGCAGAGGCUGUCCGCCCAGACGCUGAACAACUUGCUGGCCCGCUGGGUGAAGGCCACGCCGCAGGCGGUCGCCUUCCACGACAUGUCGAAGUUCGGGUGCGAGGGCGGCGAGCAGAGCGUGCCCUGCAGCGGCGGCCAGCUCUGGAGCGGGGGCGGCCGCAGCCUCACCCCCGUCGGCUUCCGCGCGCUGGGGCAGCAGCUGGCCACGGCCAUCUUGCCGCACCUGGGCCCUGGCGUGCAGAGCGACCAGAAGUCGAUCGCAGCCAUGAGCAGCGGCGGCCUCAGCCAAUCGCAGCGCAUGGCAGUUAGUCGAAGUCCAUCGCAGGGCUCUGCCUUCUCUGUCAGCAGAACGCCGCCGCGCUUUGUUUUCGGACCUCGGCAGAAGGAUGUUGGUAGUCCUCGGGAGGCGAACACGGAGAAGGCCUGCAAGGAGCUGGAGGGGAAGCAUGACACGAUGGUGGAGGGGUUCGCGGAACGGAUGAAGACCUUAUCGGCGUUGUUGCAAGCGCGCGACCAGGAGGUAUCGGAGACAGUGGCCAGCUUCGAUGAGUUGAAGGAAGCAUACCGAAAGUGCGAGGCAGAUGCAGAAAGCGUUCUGCAGAAAGUCGCAGACCAUGGCUCUAGUGCAGCACAGCGAGAGAGUGCCUACCAGGAGCUGGAGAUGAGACAUCAUGCAGAGGUUGGGGAGGCAGCCAGGCUGAAUAAGGCCUUGACAGAGUUGAGGCAGGAGUGCGGCCAGGACCUGCAGGAGCGCGCGGCGCAGCAGGAUGCAUUGCGGAAGGCGUACCACAAUUGCGAGGCCGCCCUGUCGCAGGCAUUGGCAGACCAUGCAGAGUCUGUUGAGCAACAGCAGGAGCUCCAGCUUAAGUGUACGGCAGCGACUACGCAGACCGACAAGUGCCUCGCGGCAUGCCAGCAUCUCGAGAGGAACUGCGCCGAAGCCGUCAAGGAGGUCCAGGAUUCCCACCGCAAGAGUGAGAAGGACGCCGAGGCAGCACUCUCGCAUGCCACGGCGCAUCACGCCUCUGAGAUUGAACGGCACGAGGCGGCGUACCAGCAGCUCCACAGGAGGCACGCAGCAGCGGCCGAGGAGGUCACCGAAUAUCUCGCGAAAGUGAAGCGCAUGGACGAGUUGGAUGUGCAGGUUGGGGAGUUGCGGCAGGCGUGCAGCAAGUACGAGAGCGAUGCUGCAGCCGCACUGUCGCAGACCAUGGCAGUCCAUAGCUCAGAGCUUGCACAGUGCGAGGAGGCCAGCCAGGUCGCGAGGAGGCCAACCAGGUGCUUCAGAGAAGGUACGCGGAUGCGGUGGAGGAGGCGAAUGACCGCGAGAAGGCGUUGGCAGAGCUGGAGCGGGCCAGGGAGCUGGACGCACGGCAGCGUGCGACGAGUCUCGAGCAGAUGCGAGAAUUAUCCAGCUAAGGAGGCGGACGCCGUGAACACCCUCUCGGGAAACCUCCAGGAGCUCCACGAGAAGCGCAUGGCAGAUGCAGAGGAAGCUGCGCUGCAGGAGGAGGCCCACCGGCAGCUGCACAUGGAGCACGCGGCCGCGGUCGAGGAGGCGCGGGAGUGCGAGCGAGCAAUUGCACAGCUUCGCAGUGCGCGCGACGUGGACGCGCAGGAGGCCGCGGAGGCAAAGCGUGAGCUGGAGCAGGCCGUGGCGCAGGUGGAGCGGGCCCGCGACCAUGCCGUGGAGGAGGGCGCCCGAAGACUCGGAGAACUGGAGGAGAGCCAUCGCAGGUCCCUGGAGGCCGCCGCCGCUGCCCUCGCGCGGGCCGUGGAGGAGCACGGCGCCGACGCGGCGCAGCGCCGCGCGGCGUGCCAGGAGCUCGAGAGGAGGCACGCCGAGGCCGCCGAGGAGGCGGGCCGCCGCGGCGAGGCUUGCUCCGAGCUGGGACGAGCGCUCGAGGCGGCCAGGCGGGAGGGCGCCGCGGCCCUCCUGGAGGCCCAGGGGGCCCACCGCAGAAGCGAGGAUCGGCCGCCGAGGCUGCGCUGGCGCAAGCCGCUGCGCAGCACGGCUCCGAGGUGGAGCGGCGAGAAGCGGCUCAAACAAUGUACCAGGAGCUUCAGAGGAGGCACGCGGCCGCGACCGAGGAGGCGGAGAAGCACGAAAAGGCUUACAGGGACCUGCAGGACAGGCACGCUGGCCUGACUGCCGAAGCCGGCAAGCUCGAGGAAGGUCUGGCAGAGCUGCAGCGGGCGCGCGACGAGGCCGUGCGCGCGGGCCACGUGGGCCUCGAGGAGAUGCGCGAGGCGCAGCGCAGGUGCCAGGAGGACAGCGAGGCGGACUUCUCGAAGGUCCUCCAGGAGCUCCAGGAGAAGCACUCGGCCCUGCAGGAGGCCGUGAAGGUGCGUGAGCAGGAGUGCCAGGCUCUCCAGGGGGCGCAGGUGAGCGCACUUCAAGAGGCCGCGCAGCACGAAGGGUCCCUGGCGGAGCUGCAGGCGUCCCACGACCUGGAGGCGCGGGAGGCGCGGGCGCGCCAGGAGGAGCUGGCGCGAGCCUUGGCAGAGCUGCAGCGGUCUCACGACGAGGCCGUGCAGGGCCACGCGGGCACCCUCGAGGAGCUGCAGGGCGAGUGCCGGAGGCGCGAGGAAGAGGCCGCGGCGGCCGCGGCGGCCCACGCAGCCGAGCUGGCGCGGCAGGAGGAUGAGCCCUCGCGCGGCUGCAGCGGGAGCGCGCCGGCGCGCUCGAGGAGGCCGCG
This is a messenger RNA of Prorocentrum cordatum, 3610 nucleotides long. NCBI's taxonomy places the organism in Eukaryota, Dinophyceae, Prorocentrales, Prorocentraceae. The record is from the annotation of a GenBank genome assembly.